Rotaria sp. Silwood2 is the source of this 708-nucleotide messenger RNA. Lineage: Eukaryota; Metazoa; Rotifera; Eurotatoria; Philodinida; Philodinidae. The record is from the annotation of a GenBank genome assembly.
AUGUUCAAAGCAAAACUAUCUCAACGUGCCAUUAAUGCAGCUUCAGCACAAACUAUUCAUAUUGAAUAUAUUUAUUUAAUAACAAUUCAAAUAAUAUUUUUAUCUUAUUUAUUAUUUUUUUCAGGUAAAUUUAUAUUUUUUGAAAAGUUCUUAAACAAGUUGGAAUCAUUAACAUUAAUUCAGUCAAAACAACUUAUUAGUGUUAUUGAAUAUUUACAUAAUUGUCAUAUAAUACAUCGUGAUAUACGUCCAAAAAACAUAAUGUGUAAUUUUGAUAAUCAACAAAUAAAAUUAAUUGAUUUUGGUUUUGCAACAAUAUUUGAAAACAAUGAAAUAACAAAAAAGUUACCUAUUGAAGGAGCAAUUUCAUUUGGUAACGUAAAAUUACUGAAGUUUUGUUCUGAAUUACCAUUGGAUUCAUCAUUUGAUAUACAUUAUGAAUAUGAACGAACAUUUGAUCUCUAUUGUGCAUUAAAUGUCAUUAUCAUUAUGGCAGAUAAAUAUAUAAACGAUCAAUUCUGUGCAAUUAAACAAAAACAACUACCAACGUAUCAAAAUAGAAUAUUAAAUAUAUAUAAUUUUUGGUUGAAUUUAAAAGAGAAAAAUAAAGUUUAUUCGAAAUUAUUAGAAUCAAUUGACAAUUUAAAAGAAUCAUAUUUUCAUGUUAUUAUAAAUGAUUUAGAAAAACUUCCUAUAUUUAACAAUUAA